Triplophysa rosa is the source of this 5004-nucleotide messenger RNA. RefSeq names its product tau tubulin kinase 1a (gene ttbk1a). Gene Ontology annotation, cellular component: cytoplasm; nucleus. The record is from RefSeq and is a predicted model, not a curated record. The transcript is spliced from 17 exons. Gene Ontology annotation, molecular function: ATP binding; protein serine/threonine kinase activity. Gene Ontology annotation, biological process: signal transduction; peptidyl-serine phosphorylation; peptidyl-tyrosine phosphorylation. NCBI's taxonomy places the organism in Eukaryota, Metazoa, Chordata, Actinopteri, Cypriniformes, Nemacheilidae. The coding region runs from base 348 to 4118 and encodes 1256 amino acids.
CGCUCGAGAGGAAGAGUGAUGCGCGGUGCUGAUGCUGAUGCUGGGAACCAGACGGGUGGGGAGCUAAGCAGGGAGCAUCCAGCGUCCUUAGCCAUGGUGUAGCAAGGUCCAAACGUUUUAUUGACGCGGGAACAUAGGUUAUGAGCCUCUAUACAUAAAAAUGAGCAGGUCCCAGCUGAUGGGUUGUGUCACCGUGACGUCCCAAAUGAAGAUUUCUAAACGACGGAAAAGACUGACUUUACGUAGUCUCUGUGCCAGGCUGGCAAAGGAGGGUUUUGGCGUCGACUAAAUUGGUCAAUUGCAGGAUAUUUGUCAGAGACGUAAGGUUUUUGACGAGAUUUGUGAACAUGCUAAAUGGAUCAUUUAAGCUGGGGGUUGCCAGAGUGGUCUCAGGGUUGCAGUGCUUAGCACCAGCUCUGCAGGAUAACCUCAACAUGAACGGCACUGCAGAGCAGCAGGACAUUCUGCCCCCUAACUGCAUGGUCAAAGAGCGAUGGAAAGUGUUGAAAAAAAUUGGUGGCGGGGGCUUUGGGGAAAUAUACGAGGCGCUGGAUCUGCUGACGCGGGAGAACGUGGCGUUGAAAGUGGAGUCAGCUCAGCAGCCCAAACAAGUGUUGAAGAUGGAGGUGGCAGUUCUGAAGAAACUGCAGGGUAAAAACCAUGUGUGUAAGUUCAUUGGCUGUGGUCGAAAUGAUAAAUUCAACUAUGUCGUCAUGCAGCUGCAGGGCAGAAACCUAGCGGAUCUCAGACGAAGUCAGCCACGCGGCACCUUUACCAUGAGCACAACCCUCCGCCUGGGAAAACAGAUUCUCGAGUCCAUAGAAGCUAUUCACUCUGUUGGUUUUCUGCACAGAGACAUCAAACCGUCAAAUUUCGCCAUGGGAAGGCUGCCUUCAACACACAGGAAAUGUUUUAUGCUCGAUUUUGGGCUCGCACGACAGUACACUAACACAAAUGGAGAAGUCCGACCACCAAGAACUGUUGCGGGCUUUCGAGGAACAGUUCGGUACGCGUCUGUGAAUGCACAUAAAAACAAAGAAAUGGGUCGCCAUGAUGACUUAUGGUCAUUGUUUUAUAUGCUGGUCGAAUUUGCUGCUGGGCAGCUGCCGUGGAGGAAAAUCAAGGACAAGGAGCAGGUGGGUCAGAUUAAAGAGCGUUAUGAUCAUCGAAUGCUACUGAAAAACAUGCCAUCAGAGUUUAAUGUCUUCCUGGAGCAUGUUUUAGCCCUGGAUUACUACACCAAACCUGACUACCAGCUUCUGAUGUCAGUGUUUGACAACAGCAUAAAAGAGCGCAUCAUCACAGAGAACGAGCCAUAUGAUUGGGAGAAAACUGGGACGGACUCCAUGAUGUCCGCCACCACACCGACUGCAGCGCAACAAAACACACGGCCUACAGCAGCUAUGAUUGGGGUCAUAAAUGUGACCCCAAUGCCAGGUGACUUUCAGAGGGAGAACACAGACGAUGUUGUUCAGGACGAACACCUGAGCGACCAGGAAAACGCUCCUCCCAUGCCCUCUGGACGGGCGGCUGAUGGCAGCCAGUUGCCCACAGAUGCAGAUGGAUGGGAAGAGACGGAUUUUAAUCGCAACAAACUCAGGAUUAACCUCGGAAAGGGAGGUCAAGAGGAGGACAGUAAUCGAGGGGUGUGUCCUGUGUCACCACAAAGAGGAGGGGGAGCUUUGGACUCUCCGGGUGUGCAUUUGCUCAGGUAUCGAAGAGUCAACAGUCCUGAAUCGGAUCGUAUGUCUGCGGCUGAUGGACGAGAUGGUUACGGGCAACGAAUGGACAUCCUGGGUUCUCCCUCUCGACACCUUUACUCCUCCCAGCCCGCUCAGAUGCUGUCCGUCGACGGUUGCCGUGGCGUUGAUCAAGAAGCCCACAGCAACGCCUUCAUUCGCUCUGUCCCGCUCGCAGAAGAGGAGGACUUUGACAGCAAGGAGUGGGUUAUAAUAAACAAAGAAACAGAGCUAAGAGACUUCCACCACAUCCCGGGGGCCGAGCCCACCACAUCCGGCACAACAGAUGAGGAACCGGAGGAAUUACGCCCUCUGGAGGACGGAGAAGAGCGGAGGAGACACAUGGGGGCAGAUCCGUCGGUCAGACCCAAAACGUCAUAUGGCGACCGGACUACACGAGGCAUGCUUCCUCUUACGGAGGAGGAGGUGUCCAGGAGGAGCGGAAAAGGGCAGUCGACAUCGGCGGAGAGCCCGGUACAGUCACCCUGUCACUCGCUGCCCUCCGGACGGCCACGGCGACAGGAGUCAGACCCCAACGGACCUCAGAGACAGGCUUCUUCUCCGAGUGAGCCUUUACUGUCACCUACUGACUACCGGACAAAGUCUCCAUCAUCUGAGAAAGAAAUGUUUCAUAUCCUUCCUAAACUGCAGGCUAAGAGAGCCGACUUCCUCACCGUCAUGCUUACAGGAAGCCUGCAUCAGCGCCGGGCCUUCACCGCAACCCCACCAGACACGCAAGACGAGGGACCUCAAGAUGACGAUGUCACAAAAAGUGAGUCCAGCAGCGGGGUGAGCGGAAAAAGCACUGAACGAAGUCAGGAUGGAGCUCCAUUCACCUUAGUAGCCGAGGGGCCAAAAGAACUGGGCUCGGUGGCCGAUGUAGAUCCUGACCAAGAGGACGUCUCUAAAACACUUGUUUUGUUCUCUCCUGGAGACAUGAAGAAGUCUCUGAAUGCUAUGAAUGGGACUGAGAUGGAGCAGUGUGUGAUGGGCUCUGAUGUUCCUCAAAAUGAGCAGACGGGUGAAGGUGGUCGACUAGAGGAGGACGUAAAGCAGGUCGAUCCAUCCAUACAGACUUCUAAACCAGUGAUAACCAUCUCAACGACUGCAGUGGCUUCAGCCUCCAUUUCAUCACCCCCUUUCUCUAAAGUGGAACGCACUUUUAUACACAUUGCUGAGACAACCCAUCUCAAUAUUAUGUCUUCCAAUAGCGCACGGGUGAGGGAAGGUGACCCUGAAGGUUUGAUGAUUCCUGAGAAGGUUGAAGGCAGAUCACAGACUAAACAGAUCACAGACAGAUCAUUCCUAUCUCCAGAGCAAGGUGAAAGAGCAUGUGUCUGUGCUGAAGUCACAUCACAGACUCCUACAGAAGAACCUCAGGUGCUCAAUAAGACUUCUGACAAAAAUGACAAUCCUAUCUCACAUGACGCAAAGGAACCCAUCCAACACAAUUUUGAUGGAAAACAGGAAAAACAACCACAAGAGGAAUAUCAGAAGAAGCCUGCAUCCAUUCUAAAGCUUUCUGAGCAUCCACGGACAAGGAGCAAGAGCCGAAUUCCAAUCCUGGCCUCGGAAGAAGACACGGGAACUGACCAAUUGCUGUCCAACAGAGAACGACUGCGAAGAAGAGCCGUGCAGCAGGAUCUGGCCCGGCAGGCUGUUGAACGACAGAGACAGGGUCGCUGGAAGAGAUUGAAUUCCAGGACGUCAUCCUCAUUAUCUUCUGGAGAUGAGCCCAAGAGAGCCUCAGAGACUCUUUCUAUGACAGGCUCAGAGGAAGACAUUCACGAAUCUGAUGAUACACUCAACAAGCUGAAGAAAGAAGCUGAGGAGAAGAAUGUGACAGGAUGGCACAGCAGGAUACCCAGACCUGUCACUCCAAUAAGGAGGCCUUCAAGUAAACUAGCAGUUGCAGCUUCUGAAAUUGUUCUACCUGAAGCAAAUGCUGCAAUAGGAGCACAAACGUCAAGAAAUGGCCCAAAAGCCGAGUCAGCUGCUCCGCCACUUCACACAAGAUCAAAAUCAACACUGUCCCGCUCCACCGUGCAGACUGGAAGUAAUCGCAUGCCUCUCUCCUGUAUCCCUGCAACAUCCCGUCGCAGCUUAAGCACAGCAAACUGCACUUUCUCCUCCAGCCGCAUGGCAAGUCCCUCCCCCCACAGGCCACCCCUGCGGACCGCAGUCAGCGAGUCCCGCAAGCAGCCGUUUGCUCUCCGAACCACUGUGGAGAUUCCACUAAAGUCUAGGACUACAUCUUGCCCGCAACAAUCCAACAAUGCACCCGUCAGGAAUCGAACCAAAGCUUCUGCUCCUUUGAAGAACACGGCUCCCGUUAAACGGGAAAAAAGCACAAGCAACCACACAGCUGCAGCCAUAUGAAACACUGUGACUGCUGGAAUUAUCAUUUCUAAAUGACUUGAACACGUUGCCUCAAAAAUGUUAUCUAUACUAAAGACCAAAAUUAACAUUGUAAUUUAUUUAAUGUUCUUCCUAUUUGGUCAAUGGCUUGGUCCAGUUUUGGAUUCUGCACUAAUAAUUUAAUGUCAUACUAUUUCAUCAUGCAGAAAGUUUCAAGGAACACAAUAGAGGUCAUGUCGCGUUUAGCUAACACGGUGCUAUACUGUUUACGUGCUGUUCUGUUGUGCAUAUUUACAGUAUGUUCAUAUCUUGUUUUGUUAAAGUGUAUUUUAUCAUUUGUUAGCUGCCAUGGAGAAUUAUUUACAGCUGAAACAAUCAUACAGUAUAUAACGUGUAUUUAGUCAGCACAAAAUAUUAUAAACCAUCAGGCACACUAAACAUUAUAAUAUUUACCACACAUCCAUGGACAAAAGUGCACACUCAUGCUUUGGUCUGCAGCUGGGCCCUCUUUGUAAACCUUGUGGCAAUGGGCAUGCCUUGUAUUUAGUACACUGCUGUAUGCUUGUACAUAUUCUUUUCAGUAUUUCUUGGAGAGACCUCUUUAUUUUUAUCUGGCAAACGAAAUGGCAAAGUAUUUUGGUUUCAUUUUGUUAAAGGAAUAUAUACUGCAGCUUCAAUUUCUGAGCAUGGCAGAAGUCCCACAUUAUCAAUUAUUGUCAAUACAUGUUUCUAAAUGAUUUCCAAACUCUUAUUAAAAUGGUGAGAUGUUAUUUAAGAUUUUUGACAGAACAAAAGGCAUAAAAUUGAUUAAAUGUCUUCUAAUCAUGUGUUGCUUUAAUUCUGUAUUUCAUCACACAUUGCACUUGAAAUUAAAGAGACAUGCAUUAACAGUCCAAAAUAAAAUGGC